UAAUUGUCAAAACCAGAUCAAUUCACCAUAUGUAAUCAGAACAGCCUUUAUGGCUGGGCAUGAGAUGGUGCUAUUUUCAUUUCUGCAUGUGCACGCAGGCAUGCAGGCAAGCAUCAUAUGCAGCAGGGGCAGCCUCAUGACCACAGAUCCUACCACUGUGCCCUGUGAAUCGUUUUGUUUAAGCUGUAUAACAGGAAGCUCCAACAACUUGAGGAUAUAAAAGAGAUCAUCUGUGAGCGAAUCGCUGUGAAGACCCACAAAUGUGACAGUUGCAUUCAAGGGACCGGGUUCUCUUAACCUCAGUGCCGUCAAGCUGGCUCUCGUCCUUUGUCUUAGGUACCAUGAGUGUGUGUGGAUAUCUCAGGGAUUGAAGUAGCUGAUUUUUUUGUUUUGUUUUUUUUAUGUGCGCAUCGUAUUUCAGACAACACAAUGGCAACACCAAAGAACCAGGAGAGGAGGCCAUUCACCCUGGAAGUGGAUGACAGGAGCGACGAAGAGCGUGCUCAGAGCAAAGAGCAGGACAAAAAGGAUCACUGGACCUCAGCAUUUGGUGUGGGUUCGUCCAAAAAGGAAAGGAGCCCUAUGGACUCUGAAUAUCAAGAGGACCUUGGAGAGCCCUCCUCACAGAUUAAAAUCAACAGGAAUUUCAUGAAGGGGAUGAGAGGAAUAACAGGUGAAGCUGCCCAAGACAAGGACAGAUUUGACAUGAAAAGGCUCUUUUCAGCAGUUUCUAGUGGAGAGGUUGCUCAGCUCGAAGGACUGGAGCAGUACCUGCAGCGGGCCAUGAAGCACCUGUCUGACUCUGAAUAUCAUUCCAAGGGAAAGACUGCUCUACUCAAGGCUCUCCUAAAUCUAACAGAUGGCAGAAAUGACACUGUGAAAUUGCUCCUUGAUAUUGCGGAGAAGAUGGGUGAUUUAAAGGAAUUCGUCAAUGCAGCGUAUACAGACAUUUAUUACAAAGGCCAGACAGCCCUUCAUGUAGCCAUUGAGAGAAGGAGUCAACACUUUGUUGAGCUUCUAGUUCAGAAAGGAGCUGAUGUCCAUGCCAAAGCCCAUGGGAAGUUCUUCCAGCUGCAUGAUGGACCCUGCUUCUAUUUUGGAGAGCUUCCACUUUCGCUGGCAGCCUGCACCAACCAGAAAGACAUAGUUGACUUUCUGUUGGACCAGAAUGCAGAUGUGCGGGAGACAGACUCUCAGGGCAACAUAGUACUCCAUGCCCUGGUGAUGGUAGCAGAUAACAGCCCUGAAAAUACAGAUUUUAUUAUUAAGAUGUAUGACCACAUCCUCACCAGAGCUGCCCAGCUUCACCCAAAAGUCAAACUGGAGGAGAUUGAGAACGAGCAGGGCCUCACUCCAAUUAAACUAGCAGCCAAGAAAGGCAAGAUUGAGAUGUUUAAACACAUGUUGCAUCGAGAGUUCCAGGAUAAGGAGACCAGACAUCUUUCCAGAAAGUUCACGGAGUGGGCCUAUGGGCCGGUUUACUCCUCACUGUAUGACUUGUCAUCACUGGACUCCUAUGAGGAAAAGUCUGUUCUGGAGAUAGUCGUUUACGGCACUGAAAUCCCGAAUCGUCUGGAGAUGCUUCAGGUGGAACCACUGAGUCAUCUGCUGGAGGAGAAGUGGAAGAGAUUUGCUAAUCCAAUAUUUAUCUUCACUUUUGUGGUCUAUGUGAUAUACCUCAGUGUCUUCACCACUGUGGCCUAUUUCAGAAAAGAUGGAUCAAAUGGACUGCCACCAUACCCACUGGAGAAUACAGUGGAAGAUUAUUUUCUUGCUUCAGGGCAAAUCAUACUUCUCUUGGGUUCGGUUUAUUUCUUCAUCAAAGGGUUAUUAGAUUUGAAAAGAAAACGUCCAACACUGGAAUCCUUGUAUGUAGAUGGCUUCUGUGAACUCAUUUUUUUUUUCCAGGCAGUGCUUUUCCUGGCCUCCGCGGUGCUCUACUUCUGUAGUAGGAAAGAGUACCUUGGGUGCAUGGUGUUGUGUCUUGCUCUCAGCUGGGUCAACGUGCUCUACUACUCCAGAGGGUCCAAGAACAUGGGCAUCUAUGGAGUCAUGAUACAGAAGAUGAUUCUCGGCGACAUUUUACGUUUCCUUUUUGUCUACAUGGUUUUCCUCCUUGGAUUUUCAGCAGCAAUAGUCACUCUACUGGAUGAACCAGACCACUCAACUACAACUACAACAACAACAACGAGUUUGCCAAAAGCACGUUUUUUUGAAGACAUUGACUCCACCAAUUGCAAAAAGCCAACUUUCAAAAACUUUUACUUCACUACUCUGGAACUGUUCAAGUUCACCAUUGGCAUGGGAGACCUGGAGUUCACUGAUGGGUACCGCUACAAGGAGGUGUUCUAUGUGCUGCUCAUCUCCUACAUCGUCCUCACCUACAUCUUACUCCUCAACAUGCUCAUCGCCCUCAUGAACAAAACAGUGGAGAAGACCUCCGAGGAAAGCACAAACAUCUGGAGACUACAGAGGGCCAUUACCAUCCUAGAUAUAGAAAGACGUCUACCACAGUGUUUGAAGCGCAGACUUCGCUCUGGAGUGGAGAAAGACCUGGGCAAUAGCAAUGGAGCGGACCGUCGCUGGUGCUUCAGAGUGGAGGAAGUCAAUUGGAUCAAGUGGAAUACCUGCUUGGGUAUAAUCCAUGAAGAUCCUGGGAUUCAAGACUUCAGAAUAUCAUCACCUCCACCUAGCAGACCUGGGGCAGAGAGAAGCUGGCGAGGCUUUCUGAGGGACUUCAGUCAGCGCCGGCCUCAUCAAAGGCAACAGCAAGCACAAGAGAUGAACCUUCUCUCAGUCAGCCACGCUUGAUCAAAUGACUACUGUUCUCCAAUCAAUAGUUCUCCAUGACACUGUUUAUCAAAGACUUUCAAAGAUUUCAACUUUGUAAGAUUUUAAAUGAGAUUAUAUUAGAUUCAGUUUAUUGUUAUUGUGCAGAGUACAAGUACAGAGGCAAUACAAUGCAGUCGUCAUCUAACAAGAGGUGUAAAAUAACAGAAUUAUGUAUAGAAGGUGCAGUUAUAUAGACUUAUAUAGAGUGCUACAGCAUGUCUGGUGUGUUAACAUUAACAUCCUACAGUAUGAAUGGUUGGAUGUGUACAGUUAGGUUGUGUGUACAGUACAGUAUGUAAACUACAGUACAUAUGCAGUGUGUGGAAUUGUAAAAUGACUAGAUUAUCUGGACAGUGUUAGAGGUUCAGUCUAUGCAGGAUAAUGGGGCCACUACGGGUCAGAAUGGUAGGUUGUAUGAGCAGUAUUAACACAGAAUCAGAGCAAUGGGAGAGGUUCAGCCUGUGAAGAAAAAUAAGAGGUUUGGUUUAAAAACGCUGUAUCUCCAUUUUUAAAAACAUUUAUUUAACAUUUAAGUCUUGUUAUUUAAUUGUGUAUUUCAGGUAAUAUCAAUAAAAAUGUAAAGAUAAAUCAAAUUGUAAUACCCAAUUACAGUCCUAAUGAAUUUACUUGAAAAACAAAAUGUGAACUAGUUUACAUUCGACAACCUAGGAGGGGUCUGACGCAUUAUCUAAACAUCGCUAUCGUACACUACCUAAAAUAC
Messenger RNA from Sardina pilchardus (European sardine), 3553 nucleotides. RefSeq names its product transient receptor potential cation channel subfamily V member 1-like. The record is from RefSeq and is a predicted model, not a curated record. Bases 430 to 2811 code for a protein of 793 amino acids. Gene Ontology annotation, cellular component: plasma membrane. The transcript is spliced from 17 exons. Gene Ontology annotation, molecular function: calcium channel activity; protein binding. NCBI's taxonomy places the organism in Eukaryota, Metazoa, Chordata, Actinopteri, Clupeiformes, Clupeidae. Gene Ontology annotation, biological process: calcium ion import across plasma membrane.